AUGAUGGUAGCCUUCUCGAGAAAGGGAAUGAGAAGGCUCGUCAUUCUGGUCGCUCUCUCUCUGGCGGUCUUCGUCAUCUAUCAGCUUAGCUACGUGGACGACUUUACCCUCGCCGAGAGGUUGUCCGAGUCUAUAAGGAUAAUCAACGAAUGCACUCAUGAAGCCCUCGAACCCCUCGAUAACUUUCACCAUAUACUCGAUUCCAAUAUACCCAAUACUAUCCACCAACUAUGGAAAACGACAGACGUUCAAGAAUACUCUACUGAAAUGAAACCAUCACGCGACUCAUGGAAGUCCAUGCUCGAGCCCCAAAAUUACACCAUUAAGCUUUGGACUGACGAUGAUAUCCUCAAACUCAUCAACGACAAAUACCCCUGGCUACUGCCGACAUACAUAGGAUAUCCUCACAAUAUCCAACGUGCAGACAUUGCUAGACUGCUUGUCGUUUAUACUGAAGGCGGUAUCUACGCAGACCUAGACGUUUACCCUAGGUCAGCCGAGAACAUACAAUGCCUCCAACAUCUCGGCUUGCAAGCAAUAUUUGCUCCAACAGCAGGCACAAUCGGCCCAAGCAACCACUUCUUUAUGGCCGAGAGAGGGUCUCCAUUCCUUCAGUGGGUGCUUUACGAGGCCAAGCGGCGGGGGGAAGGCUGA
Messenger RNA from Penicillium hordei, 654 nucleotides. Its product is annotated as glycosyltransferase family 32 protein. NCBI's taxonomy places the organism in Eukaryota, Fungi, Ascomycota, Eurotiomycetes, Eurotiales, Aspergillaceae. The coding region runs from base 1 to 654 and encodes 217 amino acids. Gene Ontology annotation, molecular function: mannosyltransferase activity. The record is from RefSeq and is a predicted model, not a curated record. Gene Ontology annotation, biological process: mannosyl-inositol phosphorylceramide biosynthetic process. The transcript has a single exon.